Molecule: messenger RNA, 922 nt
Organism: Pocillopora meandrina
Lineage: Eukaryota; Metazoa; Cnidaria; Anthozoa; Scleractinia; Pocilloporidae
Source: the annotation of a GenBank genome assembly
AUGAUGAAUCUAACAGUUGAAAAUUCUAGUAGUCUUCGCCACAUGAUCGAACCAGAGGCCUUUUGCCAACGCAUUCAAAAUGAUCUCAGUGAUAAGAUACGCCUCAACACAGCCUUCAUCAUUUCUGCUCUGAAUCUGCCCCUAUGGAUUUUCAUCUUGUCCGGAAACUCUGUCAUCCUUUUGGCCCUUAACAGGGACACUUCUCUUCAUCCGCCAUCAAAGCUUCUUUUUCGGAACUUGGCGUUUACAGAUCUCUGUGUUGCACUAAUCACUCAGCCCUCCUACAUUCUACAUAAUAUGGUUAUCGCUUACGAACGCUGGGACAUUUGCCCUUUAACACAAAAAUUAAGUCAUAUCACCACGUAUUUAUUAUGCGGCGUGUCUCUUAUGACUGUGUGUACUAUAAGCGUGGACAGGCUUCUCGCUUUGCUGAUGGGUACGAGAUAUCGACAAGUGGUUACUCUAACACGGGUUCGUAUUUCGCUGCUGUUCGUUUGGAUUUUCUGUUUAUCUACGAGCAUAACACUCCUGUUGAACUUCAGUGUUCGCAUAUACUCUGUCAUCAGCGCCAUUUGCAUCGCUCUUUGGUUGGGAACAUCAACGUUUUGUUACGCGAAAAUUUUCGUCAUUCUCCGAGGUCAUCAGAAAAAGAUAUGCGGUAAUCGAGACCAAGGAUAGCAACAAAAAUAGAUCAUCAGUUACACGUUCUUCGAUAAACUUAAAGCAAUACAGAAGAUCAGUCUCGACAGCUCUAUGGAUAAACUUCACUUUAAUAACAUGUUACUCUCCUACUGCAAUAGUUCUUGUAUUUAGAUCUGUGCCCUCGAUUCCAUUUUCAGCCUUGAUCGUUUCUUUUGGAGCUGCCCCUUCAUUUGUCUACCUAAACUCACUUUUGAAUCCUAUUCUUUACUGCUGGAGAAUC